UCCUCCUCCUCCUCCUCGUCUCGGGCGGAGCUUGUGGCCAGAGCGCCAGAAAGGAGGGAACGCGCAAGGAAGAAAGGAGAAAGAGAGGAAGGAAGGAAGGAAAGAAGGAAGGAAGAAAGGCAGACGGAAAGAAAGAGCCUGCCGUUGGAUCUCCAGCCCCGCCGCUUUUUGGAAGGCUUUUCUUUCCCAAGAGGAAGAAGGAGAAGGGAUGCGUGGCCGAUGGGUCGGAAGCUCAAGCCAGGAGGCCCAGCGGAUGCUCCAGUAGCCUUGCUUCCUCAUCACCUUCCUCACCAUCACCAUUUGGGAUUUCUUCUGGAAGGAAAGGCCCAUGGGAUGCUCCAGUCGCAAGACCGCCACUGCUUUCCGCUGUCAACAAUGGCUUCUUUUUUAAGGAAAGGAGGAUAGAUCGGAUGUCCACCGAGACCACCUUUGCAUCUCCACCACCAUCACGUUCAUCGGGGAUUCAAAGGCCUGUCGGAUUCCCCGGUGAGAUCACCUUUCACCAUCAUCAUCAACAUCAUCAUCGUUCUUCGUGAUUGAUUGAAAACAAAGGGGAUCCCAAACCUAGUACCUCCCUUCCCCAAUGCAAAGCCCCCCUCUGCAGCGUCACCACCAUCCCUUCUUCAUUGUGAUUCUUAUCUAAGGGAGGGGGGCCCCCAAGGCCCCGCCGGUGCCUCUCUGCCUCCCACCUCUCUGAUGAAAAUGGAGCCGGAUCUGCUCAGGACUCUGGCUGGUCCCGGGAUGGUCCCACAUCCAGACCCUUUGCUGGGUUUGGAGGCCAAGCGGCACCUCCUCCUGCUCCAAGAGCCCGGGCCGGACCUGGUGCAUAUCCUGCGCCUGAGGAGGAGGAAGGUGGGCGAGGAGGAGGAAGGCCUACGUUGCAGGGAAGAGGAGGAGGAGGAGGAGGAAGGCUUGGAGGCCCAGAAGCCAAGUGCUGAGCAUCAGAGGAAGGACUCUAUAGUUGUGGAUUGGAGCCUUGGCCCGGCCUUGUUGCAAAGCCCCGAGGAAGGCUCAGAGGCCCAGGAACCAGAUGCCGAGCAUCAACAGGGAGACCUGCAUCCCUCUUCAGCUGUGGAUUGGAAACUGGGCUCAGCCUUGAAGCAAAAGCUUAAGGAAGAAGAGGAGGAGGAAGGAUUGGAGGCCCAAGAGUCAAGUGUGGAGCAUCAGAGGAAGGACUCUUUGGCUGUGGAUUGGAGCCUUGGCCCAGCUUUGUUGCAAAGCCCAGAGAAUUGCUUGAAGGCCCAGGAGCUAGAUGCCGAGCAUCAACAGGAAGACCUGCAUCCCUCUUUAGCUAUGGAUUGGAAGCUGAGCUCAGCCUUGAAGCAGAAGCCUAAGGAAGAAGAGGAGGAGGAGGAAGGCUUGAAGGCCCCGGAGCCAGGUGCUGAGCAUCAGCAGAAGAACUCUUUGGCUGGGGACUGGAGCCACAGCCUCGGCCCAGCCUUGUUGCAAAGUCUAGAGGAAUGCUCAGAGGCCCAGGAGCCAGAUGCCAAGCAUCAACAGGAAGACUUGCAUCCCUCUUUAGCUGUGGAUUGGAAGCUGAGCUCAGUCUUGAAGCAAAAGCCUAAGGAAGAAGAAGAAGAAGAAGAGGAAGGCUUGAAGGCCCAGGAGCCAGGUGCUGAGCAUCAGCAGAAGAACUCUUUGGCUGGGGACUGGAGCCACAGCCUUGGCCCAGCCUUGUUGCAAAGUCUAGAGGAAUGCUCAGAGGCCCAGGAGCCAGAUGUCAAGCAUCAACAGGAAGACCUGAAUCCCUCUUUAGCUGUGGAUUGGAAGCUGAACUCAGCCUUGAAGCAAAAGCCUAAAGAAGAAGAGGAAGAGGAAGGCUUGGAGGCCCAGAAGCCUAGUGCUGAGCAUCAGCAAGACUUUUUGGCUGUGGAUCGGAGGCUUGGCCUAGCCUUGUUGCAAAGUCCAGAGGAAGAGGAAGAGGAAGAAGAAGGGGAGGAAGGCUCAGAGGCUCAAGAGCCAAGUGCUGAGCCUCAACAGGAAGACCUGCAUCCCUCUUUGGCUGUGGAUUGGAGGCUGAGCUCAGCCUUGAAGCAAAAGCCAGAGGAAGAAGAAGAAGAGAAGGAGGAAGGCUCAGAGACCCAGGAGCCAGGUGUUGAGCAUCAACAGGAAGAGCUGCAUCCAACUUUGGCUGUGGAUUGGAAGCUGGGCCCGACCCUGCUGCAAAGCCCAGAGGAAGAAGAAGAAGAGGAGGAGGAAGACCAGGAGCCAGGUGCUGAGCAUCAGCAGGAUGACACCUUGUCUAUGGAUUGGAGGCUGGGCCCAGCCUUGAAGCAAAGGCCUGAGGAAAAAGAAGAGGAGGAGGCCCAGGGGCUAGGUGCUGAGCACCAACAGAAGUACCUGCAACCCUCCUUGGCUGUGGAUUGGAGGCUGAGCUCAGCUUUGAAGCAAAAGCAAGAGGAGGAGGAGGAGGAAGGCUCAGAGAGCCAGGAGCCAGGUGCUGAGCAUCAGCAGGAUGACACCUUGGCUGUGGAUUGGAGACUGGGCCCGGCCUUGAAACAAAGGCCUCAGGAAGAACGGGAGGAAGAAGAGGAGGAGGAGGAGACACAGGAGCCAGGUGCCGAGCACCAACAGAAAGACCUGCAACCCUCCUUGGAUUGGAGGCUGACCUCAGCCUUGAAGCAAAAGCCAGAGGAAGGAGAGAAGGAGAAGAAGGAAUGCUCCGAGGCCCAGGAGCCAAAUGUCCAGCAUCAGCAAAAGGACUCCUUUUCUGUGGAUUGGAGGCUGGGCCUGGCCUUGAAGCAAAGCCCUGAAGAAGAGGAGGAAGAGGAGCUGCAGGUGGUGGCCUCCUUCUUCCGCUUGGUGGAUGCUCAGAGUUUGCAACUGGUUGAAGGAGGCCUUGAAGAGGAUGUUGAGGAGGAGGAGCAGGACUUGAGCCAAGCCUCUCUCCCAGCCCCUUCCCCAGACUCCCCUUGGACAGAAGCGAUGGAUCCCCCAAACUGCCAAGAGAGGCGGCGGCGGAGGGGCCGCCGGAGGCAAAAGAGCAGCAGCAGCCCCUCUUUGCUGGACUUGGCUCUGGCGGACCCCCAGUCAGGCUCUGCAAUGGACCUCUUCCCCGCUGGCCCACUGUCCAACCCUAGCCUUGAGUUUGGUCAGGAAGAGGACCAGUGCUUGGCGGAGGAAGGCAAGGACUCCCCUUCCCCGGAGGAGGCCCCUCGGCUGCGGGCUGUCUUCGAGGCCCUGGACCGGGACGGGGAUGGCUUCGUGCGUAUCGAGGAGUUUGUCCAGUUUGCUACCGUCUACGGGGCAGAGCAGGUGAAAGACCUGACCAGAUUUUUGGACCCUGCUGGCCUUGGCGUAAUCAGCUUUGAAGACUUCUAUCGAGGCAUCUCUGCCAUCAAAAAUGGAGUGGAUCCAGACAACCCGCUCUGCGCCAUGGGCUAUGAUGCGCAUGAAGAGGCACCUUCGGCUUGUCCAGAUGAGUUUGAUGACUUUGUAGCAUUUGAGGCCAAUGAGGUGACAGACAGUGCGUACAUGGGCUCAGAGAGCACCUACAGCGAGUGUGAGACCUUCACGGACGAGGACACCGGCACCCUGGUUCACCACGAGAUGCAUGACGACAUAGAAACGGACAGCGCCAUUGACUCCGCGGUGCACUCAGAGUUCACAGACCCCAUUGAGGAACCCGAGAAUGGAUCUCCCUCCCACGACUUAUCCUUGACCUCCGACAUCAACAGCCACUCCAUCGUCACCGUCAUUACUGGGGAGGAGCACUUUGAGGACUAUGGGGAAGGGAACGAGGGGGACCUCUUCUCCGAGAGCCUGUGCAAUGGAGAAAGCGGCUUCAGCAGCUCGUCUUUCCUUUCUCCCAGCACCAACCCACUUGCCGCGAAACUGCACAGCAUUAUCACUGACGAGGCGUUUGAGUUUUACUGUACCCAGUGCCACAAACACAUCAACCGCCUCGAGGAUCUCUCUGCUCGCCUAAGCGAUCUUGAAAUGAAUAGGGUCAAUUCACACAAUAUGCAGGGCAAAGAUGUCUUGCUGCCUGUGAUGCCUGCUGCCAGAGAACUGUAUCCAAAUAAGAGGCUCUCGAGCAAGAAGGUAGCAAGGCACCUGCACCAGACGGGGAGUCUCACCAUCGAUGCUAUGGAGGAGCCUUUCCAGAACAACACCCAGUGCCUGGAGGAGGAUAUCACUGACAAGGUGAUCUUUCUGGAGAAAAGGGUGACGGAGCUGGAAAAGGACACGGCUGCAAAUGGGGAGCAUCACAGCCGCCUGAAGCAGGAAAACCUUCAGCUGGUGCACAGAGCAAAUGCCUUGGAGGAGCAGUUGAAAGAGCAGGAGCUGAAAUCGGACGAAAUCCUCAUGGAAGAAAUCCGGAAGCAGAGAGAACUUCUCAGCAAAAUGGAGCGGGAGAAGAGCAUUGAGAUCGAGAACCUGCAAGCCCGAUUGCAACAGCUGGAUGAUGAGAACAGCGAGCUGCGUUCCUGUGUUCCUUGCCUGAAAGCCAAUAUUGAGAGGCUGGAGGAGGAAAAGCGCAAGUUAUUGGAUGAAAUAGAAGAUCUCACAGUGCAGCUAAAUGCGGAGCAAGAGAACAAGAAGAAACUGGGAGAUAAGCUGAAUCAAGAGAGACAUCAGUUUCAGAAGGAUAAAGAAUCCACACAGGAGCUGAUUGAGGACCUAAGGAAACAGCUGGAACACUUGCAGCUCUUCAAGCUGGAGGCUGAGCAGCGAAGGGGCAGGAGCAGCAGCAUUGGCCUCCAGGAGUACAACAGCCGGACGCGGGAAACGGAGCUAGAGCAGGAGAUCAGGCGGCUCAAGCAGGACAACCGAACCUUGAAGGACCAGAAUGAUGAGCUGAACGGGCAGAUCAUCAACCUCAGUAUUCAAGGCGCCAAGAACCUCUUCUCUGCGUCCUUCUCGGAGUCUCUGGCUGCAGAAAUCAGCUCGGUUUCCCGCGACGAGCUAAUGGAGGCCAUUCAGAAACAAGAAGAGAUCAAUUACCGACUUCAAGACUACAUUGACAGGAUCAUUGUGGCCAUCAUGGAAACCAACCCGUCGAUCCUGGAAGUCAAAUAGAAGCCUCAGCGCUGUGGGCUUGCGAUCCUGAUGGUGCCUGUCUGUCAAUGAUGGAUUUGCUGCUCUAGGAAGAGAACACUGGCAAAAAAAGUCUUUGCUCUGCAAAGAAGGCACAGGAAGCCUCACAUCGGGAUGGGAUGGGUGACAGAUCCUGGUGGAUUUGAGGGAAGAAAAGACCCGCGGUUGAGCCGGCCUCCUUUCCCCCCAGUGACUGAUGGGGGUGAGAUCGGGCUUGGUGGAAGGGAACCUCGAGCAAAGGAAGUGGCCACUGAAUGAGAUGCAAAAGGGGGUGGGGGCAAUGAACGUGAAUGCACACCAGCAGCACCUUGCUUUGAGAAUGUAGCGGACACAGUGCUACAACUUGAAACCCAUUCCCAUCACCUCCCAAGCCAUUCCACCUGCAACAGGUAGAGGAAUUAAGCAGAGAAGGAGGGGAGGGCCGCUAAGUUUCUCAACAUGGCAGUCGUGGUGGGGUGAUAAAGGGACCAGAGGCCCCAAAUGCCUUGCCCAUUCAUCUCUGCUUGACUAUUUCUUCCUGAGAGUUCACCAAGGCGUAUGGGUUGCACUUGACAACACAUUCCUCCGUAGCAUUGUAGAGUUUCUCCAAGAGGUGACGCACACAACAUGAAGCGUGGCUGUGACUUCUCCUUGUUUAGCCAAAGGAAAAAGAGACAGGGCUGCCUUGGGCCCAGGCCUUAUCUAAAAACCUUGGUGUUUCUCUGGCUUUCAGAAACAACUUGUUUCUUUUGGAGCAGAAAAACAUUUUUCAGGGGUCUACCACAGGUAACUUAGGGGGUGUCUUGAUUUUCCUUCCUUGGGCCAGCUGCCUUAAAAAGACAAGACUUGACCGCCAAACAAAAUUGUGGGGAGGUGAGGAGCUGCUGAAAAGUGGAGGGAUUGAGACCCCUGGUGCCAUCUGGUUGACGACUGAGUGGCUGCUGACAGGUGGCCCUUCAAGGCACCUGUCCACCAGGUGAUAUGUAUUUGGCCUGCUGGGUCCAGCCGUCAGGAAGGGGGGAUGCUAAGCCGAUGAUAGUGUAGCACUGGAGGCAGGCCUGAUUCCCCCCAGUUUCUUUCCUCGAUGAAACCACUUCAUUACGCUGUCACGGCACACCUUUUUCUUUACUGCAGAUUGUCCUUUUCUUUGCCUAUCUAUUUGGUCACUUUGAAGCAGGAAUAACAACUGGGAAAGAAAAGGGGGAGGAGGAGAGAAGCCAGAAGACAGAAGCAACAUUCCCAGCUACUGGUACAACCAUGUUGGACACAUCAAAACAUUUUGCUAACUAUGGAUGAAGACUGUGAUAUCCAUUCCUCCCUCUGGUGCAAGAAUUGGCUCUAAAUGUAUGAACCAUGACUGAUUUCUGCAUAUCUUGGGGAGAAAUGAAAGAGUUGUGUUGAAUCUUAUUCUCUCUUGCUCUCCCCUCCUGCCUAUAUAUAUCUCACUAGGAUAUUCUGGGGCAAAAGUGGUGUUUUUCACUCAUUUUCACCCCCCACCCCCGAUUUAUGGGUGGAUGUCAUAUUGCCAAUACCUAAAAGGCACACUAUUUCCACUGAAUUAGAGGGUUACAUUGUUUUCUGUAUUUUUCAAAAUGUGGCCUUGGGACUUGGUUUUAGAGUUCAUGCUUAUUUGGAAGUUUCCUCUUCUUAAUGCACAACUAGGAACAGACUAGUCUUGAAACUUCAUUCAGUGGCUCUUGCUUCACUGUGUCUUUAUUAUGAAAGAGGGAGGAAAAGCACUCUAAAGCCCAGUGCAAGGCUACAGAGUGUCCAAACUGGGAUUCUCCUCACAAGUUAAGUUCUGGAAUGGACUGGAGAGCGGGAGUCUUUUAUUCAUGCUUCUUCUCUAUUGGGAAAAGCAUACUCUCCUCUCCCCCUAAAAAAGACACAAACCGAUUGUGCUGCAUCGAUGAUGAGGUAGCAGUGCCUUCCAUACCUGCCUGAGCCACGCACGCAUCCAGUUCUCAUAGAGAGGUGGCAUUGUUGGCAUUUAAUACAUCUCUUUCCCCUUUGCAAUCAUAAGGUGCUUUAGUCCUCAGUCCGCCAUGUGCAAUAUAAAAUGACACCACCUUUUCCAAAAUUUCCAAGUGGAUCAAGCCUGCAUGGCUGUGACAGACGACAAUACGGAGGAUCAACUUCUUCACACCCACAAUACCCAAUCAUCCUUUCAUGUUUAGCAGUUCCCCAGCUCUCAAUCUUUUGAUCCCCUUCCUUCAGACACAACCUGAACAAAAACAGAGCAGCCAUAUCACAGCUUAUGAUUUAGGAAUAAUAUCUUCAUCGUUUUCUAUUUUGAUGGCCAUCUCCAGUCCUGUGUUGGCAACAAAGAGCAUUUAUAGAAAAAAAAGUGGGGCUGAGGACACUCCUGUUGAAGGCUCCCAACUGAAUUUGUGGAGUACUUUCAACUUUCUGUGUUCAUAUAAACCUUCGAGUAAUGUCUUGGUAGAUGUAAGGGCUACCUUUGUCAUUCUACUCUGUUGUGUUUAUGGCCUCUCAAGAGGCUCUGUAGAUGAAGCAGAAGCCCCAAAGCAGGUUCAAGGUGCUGCUCUUCUACCUGAGAACAGCUGUCUUCUCCUGUCUGCCUCCCUCCAAAUUUACAGUUCUUUUAUCUCUGCUUUAUUGGAAGAGAUUCCUCAGUGACAUGCAAUCUUCAAAAAAUCCACGUUUGGUCUUCACGGAGUACCAGAGCCACACAGAUCCUUGCUAGGCCAUUCCCAACCAUUCCCUUACCACCACCAAAGCAGCAUUUUCCUGCUAGAACAUGUUUACUUACAUUUUGUAAUAAAACAUGAGCGUUCAGUUCUUUUCCUCUAUGGCCAUCUGCCCCUUCCAGUGUUGUUUCCAAUGCAAGCUUGUUCAUAUAGAGCAGGCAUGGGCAAACUUCUGUCCUUCCUCCAGGUGUUUUGGACGUCAACUCCCACAAUUUGGAAUUAUGGGAAUUGAAGUCCAAAACACUUGGAGGGCUGAAGCCUGCCCAUGCCUAAUUUAGCAAGAGAAAGAGAGAGAAAUCCAUGUACUGUACAUUUGCAGAGGAAUUCUGGGUGUAAAUCUGUGUAUACUUGGAGAGGGAAAGAUUUUUCUUCUUUUUCUACCUGGUAGAGUUAGGUAUUUUUUUAUAGCUUGAAGGCCGAUCAACUUUUUUAAUACUUUAAAGAAGAAGAGAGUGAUGCAUCUGUGUAUAAACACACACAAAUCUAUCUCUCUAUAUAUGUAUGUAUGUAUUUAUAAUGUACAAAUCUAUAAAUAAUCAGAUCUGCCUUCCUUGACUUGGGCACAGGCGUCUGUGAGAUCAACACACACUCCUCUCCCGGCCUCCUGGUUAUUGAUCACAAAAGAGGUACUGUAAUGUAAAUAAGUCACAGGAGGGAGGGGGGAAACGAAACCAACAAAAGUGGAGCACUGGCUUGCACACACUGCUUUAAUUUCCUGAGGAAAAGAAAAAAAAAGUUCUUCCCUGCUGGUAUGUGAAGGAAUUUCCAAAAAGGAGACAAAUGGUCUUAUUUGUCAUAUAACGGGUGUACUGACUCUUGUCUGAUUAAAACCUGUUACUGUCUCUUUGCUGGA
Anolis sagrei ordinatus is the source of this 8583-nucleotide messenger RNA. It is a transcript of the gene RAB11FIP3, whose product is annotated as RAB11 family interacting protein 3. Gene Ontology annotation, molecular function: calcium ion binding. NCBI's taxonomy places the organism in Eukaryota, Metazoa, Chordata, Lepidosauria, Squamata, Anolidae. Gene Ontology annotation, biological process: endocytic recycling; regulation of cytokinesis. Gene Ontology annotation, cellular component: recycling endosome membrane; cleavage furrow; endocytic vesicle. The record is from RefSeq and is a predicted model, not a curated record.